AUGGCGGACGCUCCACGUAGCCCGAAAUCUCCUAAGACACCACAAAUAUCUCCUUUGUCGCCACGUCAAAACAAUGCAGAAUCUUGUUAGUAAAAUGAUUACUGUUUAAGGCUAAUAAUUAUUCAUUUCAUCUGGUUAUUUACGGCAGAGAUACUGAUUUGAAUAUAUUUCCUCAGUUCAUUGGGAUGCCGAAAUGGACAGUGAUUCCCUCUUUUCCAGUCACACUGUUGAAGAAAUCCGAGCCGUAGAGCACAAAACGAGG
This is a messenger RNA of Porites evermanni, 262 nucleotides long. The record is from the annotation of a GenBank genome assembly. Lineage: Eukaryota; Metazoa; Cnidaria; Anthozoa; Scleractinia; Poritidae.